AUGAGCAAGCCGAUGGGGAAGACGAUAGAAAAAGCACUUUGGUCCUCGCCUCUUGCAAAUCGGCUCUCAGAUACUUCCUUGACAACCUUCGAUUCGCAGGCGAAUAGGCGUGUUUUGGCAGCCAAUGUUGACAUGCUCAAUGUGCCACCAGCGAAGAUGAGGCGAGGCUUUGAGAGUUUUCAGAGAUUUUGCCAGGCCACGGCCUUGAAGGACAUGCGACGAUGCAGAGUCACGGUGGCAUGGCCUGUGCGACACAAAGUUAAGGAGGCUAACGGUCUGGCCCCGACACAGGCAGCUCCACCAGCGGAACUGCUGAGUGCUCGUGGUGCAGGCUCCCAGGAUGCGAGGGCCCUUCUGAGACCGGCGCCAGUAGGAGCACAAGCUCCCGAACCAAAACGGAGCGAGGGGCCUCAGUCAACGACGGACAAGGCUCUGGCGACUCUGUGGCAGCAGAAGUGUUGUCCGGCACUGCUCCUCAGAAUAGGAAGCGGCCGUUGGACCGGGCCUCUUUGA
Molecule: messenger RNA, 513 nt
Organism: Symbiodinium natans
Lineage: Eukaryota; Dinophyceae; Suessiales; Symbiodiniaceae
Source: the annotation of a GenBank genome assembly